GUUGGGGCUGUUGUGGACUGGAGUGGGACGGGUAGUGGGACGAAGGGGGCAGAUCUCUGGGCUUCGGCAGGAAGUCAGUGGCAGGCAGAGGCCAUGGUCAUGCGGGCCUGUGUGCCUGGCUCGAGUGCGCCGAAGGCAGCCCCGACUGUGGGCUGCUCUGGCCCUGCUCGAGGGUCAGGCGAUUGAAGUGCAGAGCGGCCGGUGCUGUCAGCGAUGUGGGUGAUAAAACGUAAGUCUGGACGAGUGACUUGUGAUGGUGUAAUGCGGCCCAUGUGUGAGGGGUCCGGUGUUGGCGUCAUAUUCUCACUUGAGGAACCUCCGCUUCCGGCAGAUCAAAGUGGUCUGCGUUAGCUCGAGACAGGCCAUGUCCGCUUUAAAUCUCAGAAUCCCAGGAUGGGAAGCGACGACCAAGUCGGAGGGCUUCUAAACACGUUCUGAGUUUGUUUGUUCGUUUUUAUUGUGAAGAGUCUCGUCAUGUAGUCCAGGCCGGCCUCGAACUCCUGAAUGCUGGGACUACAGGCGUGCGCCACCGGGCUGGCAUCGAAAGAGGGAUUUUUGAGCCACAUGUAUUUUGGUCAUUUUAAAAAUUUACGCGUGUACUAUUGUGUUUUUUGGAUAUCAGUUUUGUUUGCGCCGCACUGGGGAUCAGCUCAGGCCUUGCCCAUGUUAGGCAAGUGUUGUACCACUGAGCUACAUCCCCAUUUACUUAUUUAUUUUUUGUAGUACUGGGUAUGGAAUCCAAGGCCUUUGCACUGAGCUACCUCUCCAGCCAUUUUAAAUUUUGAAACAGUCUCAGUCGCCCAAAGAGGGCUCAAAGUUAAUCUUACUGCCUCAGCGUCCCAGGGUGCCGGGAUUACAGGCAUGCACCAUCAUGUCCUGUCCCUUCAAGAGAUCUAGCUGACUUGCCCAAGGUGUGGAUUUCACUUUAGACCAGUUUAUAUGUAAUGACACUUAGGGCUUUACACUUAAGAGAGCAAAACACUAUGAAGUUAACAUUUAACAAAUCUGAGAUUUUAGUGAGCUUUACAUAUUCCUGUAUUUGAAGUAUUUUGUAAGUUUGUCAUUCUAGGGUUUGUAAUGACUUGUUUUCAGGUACACUUAAGGAAUAGAAACAUCAUGAGAGUUGAAAUAAUGAAAGUAAUUUUUAUUUUUUAAAUUUUGGAGUAGUGGGGAUUGAACCCAGGGCUUUUACACUGAGUUGUUUCCAGCCCUUAUUAAAAAUUUUGAGAGAGUCUGGCUAAGUCACUAAUUUACCCUGGCUGGGCUAGAACUUUUUUUUGAUCCUUUUGCCUCAGACUCCCAGAAUGCUGGGAUAACAGAUGUCACCACUGGACCUGGCUAAUAGUCACCUUUAACCUAAAAUUUUUGUUGUCUUCUUGCCUGCUGUAUACUCUACCAAGAAGAUGGAGACAAAAGUAGUGUCAGUAUGCAUGCCAAAAUUCUGAACUACUAAGUUUCCACCAAUAAUGACAGGUAAUAUGACAAAGAGAUGCAGUUACAUGAAACCCCGGAAGGAACACUGAAGGAGGCAGUAAGUCUUAAGUUCAGACCAAGAAUUGGAUGGAGAUGCAGUCUGAAAGAUUAUUUUUCUGACAGGCAGUUUGCCUUCUGGUUUUCUUGGCACAAGUUUUUCCUAUGAGUCCCUCUUUGAUUUUGGGAAAUGCCUGUUUUGGCUAGUAAUAGUGGCCAAUAAACUAUUUUGUACUCAAACUUUUAUUGUUGAAAUUAAGUACUUUUCAAGGAUCUUGCUACAUUGGGUAGGUUUUGAGAGCCAAAAUUAGAAAUGUGUGAAUGCAAAUUCUAGAGGUUUAAAGAAAUUUUGAUUUGAUUUUUAAGAUCCCUAGAUCUUAAAAGCCUAGUAAAUGAUUUUGCCGUGGCAUGGUCCAAGAACUUUUUAGUAGAUACUGGCUGUAUAUGUAUGUUUGCAUUUGUUCAUGGAAGCUAUAUUACCUAUACUGAGUUUUGUAAUUUCAGAAACUUAAGUGAUGGAUAAAUCAGGCAUGGAUGCUGUUAAUUAUACAACAUCUGAUACAGCUGUGGAAAUUGAAAACCAAAGUGAUAGCUCUUCAUCUGGUAGCAGCUUAUUUAAAACACAGUGUGUACCUUCCUUACCUAAACGGACUCAAAGAAACCCCAGUAGGAAAUUUGUUCAUAUACCUGAAAGUGUGCAAACAGAUUCAUCAAGUGACUCAUCUAUAGAGCCAAGACCAUUGACUUUAAAAGCUAUUUUUGAAAGAUUCAAGAAAAAGAAGAAACGUAAAAAGAGAAAAUACAAGCCAAAAUUAACACCAAGGGGAAGACCAAAAGGAAGGAGAAACACUAGAAGGUCACAAAUAGAUAAAAAACAAAUUAAAGACAAAGGACCUACAUUUCCAUUUUUACAUUCUGAAGAUGGAAGGAAACCAUUACCUUGGAGGAAAAUUUUAAGUUUUGAGCAAGCUGUUGCAAGAGGGUUUUUUAACUACAUUGAAAAACUGAAGUAUGAACACCACCUUAAGGAAUCAUUGAAACAAAUGAAUGUUGGUGAAGAUUUAGAAAAAGAAGGUCUUGAUAGUCGGAGAUACAAAUACUUGGAUGAUGAUGGCUCCAUUUCUCCUAUUGAAGAGUCAGAAGCAGAAGAUGAGACACAUCUUGAACGUGGUGAAUGUGAUAUCAAAUUGGUAGAAGAGAGUUGUUUCAUAAUAAGUUCUGAAUUUCCAAACAAGAUGAAUAUGUAUUUACAACGAGAGAACAAUAAAGAAGCUGCUUUGUCUAUAAAGGGAGUUCCUAAGGCCAGAAAUACUGGACAGAGGACAGAAGGGCCUGAAAAGGAGACAGACAUGUGAAUGUCAGAAGGUAAACAAUAUAUAGAAGGUGAUUUUUUUGAUAGGAAGAACUAAAGAUGAUUAAUGUGGAGAUACCUGUUGAAGAAAUUCUUAUACCAAGAACUAAGGAGAAAAAUAAUAACCUGAACAAGCUUGUAGAAGAAACUAAAAUACAAAAAGAAUUUUGAAUUUUCAAACAUCAGGGAAAAGCUGAGAUACCAGUUCCUGUAUAUAAGUCCUGCUGUUUUUGGUUUUUUUGGGUUUUUUUGGUACCAGGGAUCUAACUUGGGUCCUUGUACUUGUAAGGUUGGUGGCAUAACCACUGAGCUAAAUCCCUGGCCCAAGUCCUGCUGUAUUUAUCAGUUCUUUCCACUUCAGUGAAAAGUUACAAGUGUGAAUGGAACACUGAAAGGAAAUGUUAGUCACUGGAAUCCAACCAGUUUCGUUAAGAUUCUUUGGAACACCCUGCUUUUAAUCCCAACUUUAUUCAGACAAAAAGAGAUUACUGUCAAAUUUUAGUCAUUUCUCUGGGAUGUAGCUCAGCAGCAUGAGGCCCUUGGUUUAAUCCCCAGGAGCUCAAAAAUAACUUUCCCUAAUAUACCUGGUAUAGUUUUACUAUUUCAUCUGUGAUAUUCCUUAGGAUCACUAUUGUAUAGCUUACUGCUAUUUAGUAUGCAUUGCAUUGUACAGUGGCACUUGUGUAUGUUUUUGUCUUAACUUGUGGACUAAGACUUCAUGGACAGGUGCAAAAAAUAAAUCCUCUUUUGCAACCCAGAACUCAUUGUUGAGUAUGAGUUUUGAUACAUAUAAGAAGGAA
This is a messenger RNA of Heterocephalus glaber (naked mole-rat), 3621 nucleotides long. Lineage: Eukaryota; Metazoa; Chordata; Mammalia; Rodentia; Bathyergidae. The record is from RefSeq and is a predicted model, not a curated record.